This is a messenger RNA of Nycticebus coucang (slow loris), 2419 nucleotides long. It is a transcript of the gene EN1, whose product is annotated as engrailed homeobox 1. Gene Ontology annotation, molecular function: RNA polymerase II cis-regulatory region sequence-specific DNA binding; DNA-binding transcription factor activity, RNA polymerase II-specific. The record is from RefSeq and is a predicted model, not a curated record. Gene Ontology annotation, biological process: neuron differentiation; multicellular organism development; regulation of transcription by RNA polymerase II. NCBI's taxonomy places the organism in Eukaryota, Metazoa, Chordata, Mammalia, Primates, Lorisidae. Gene Ontology annotation, cellular component: nucleus. The coding region runs from base 470 to 1645 and encodes 391 amino acids. The transcript is spliced from 2 exons.
GGGCACAGCUGAGCGUGACACUCGGGGAAGUCAAACCCCUCACUACUGCCUAGGAAGAUGACUAGACUUUAGAGACUUUUUUUUUUCCUUUAAGAAAAAAAAUUAUUGGAGCUUUUUGCUUUUUUCUUGCUUUCUUUUUUCUUUUUAUUUUUUUGGCCGUGGCUUACUCCCCAUUUAAAACAGAUCAUUGAAUCUGGUUGCAAAAAGAAAAAGAUACAGCCAAGUGCCUCCGUAUCUGGAUGUCUACAAAUUAGAGAGAGAGAGAGACAGAUCUAUCAGCUCGAUAAGAGCAAGCGAUUCAGGCCAGACGCCUGGGCUUUUUUUUCCUUCACCCGCCCCACUCCUUCGCUGGGGCUUCGCCUGCCUCCUUCCUCCGCGCACCCCCACGGGCCACUGGCAAAGUGGGGUGGGGAGUGAGGCGGGGGGGGCGGGGGCCGGCGGAGCGGCCGGGGCGGCGGGGCGGCCGAGCAUGGAAGAACAGCAGCCGGAACCUAAAAGUCAGCGCGACUCGGGCCUCGGCGCGGCGGCGACCCCGGGCGGCCUCAGCCUGAGCCUCAGUCCGGGCGCCAGCGGCAGCAGCGGCAGCGAUGGAGACAGCGUGCCGGUGUCUCCGCAGCCCGCUCCCCCCUCGCCGCCUGCAGCGCCCUGCCUGCCGUCCCUGGCCCACCAUCCGCACCUCCCCCCGCAUCCCCCGCCCCCGCCGCCGCAGCAUCUCGCGGCUCCUGCUCACCAGCCGCAGCCAGCGGCCCAGCUCCACCGCACAACCAACUUUUUCAUCGACAACAUCCUGAGGCCGGACUUCGGCUGCAAAAAGGAGCAGCCGCCACCCCAGCUUCUGGUGGCGGCGGCGGCCAGAGGAGGCGCAGGAGGAGGAGGCCGGGUCGAGCGUGAAAGGGGCCAGACUGGUGCAGGUAGAGACCCUGUGCAUUCGUUGGGUACGCGGGCUCCAGGCACCGCCUCGCUCCUAUGCGCCCCGGACGCGAACUGUGGCCCACCCGACGGCUCCCAGCCGGCCGCCGCUGCCGGGGCGGGUGUGUCCAAAGCCGGGAACCCGGCAGCGGCAGCGGCGGCGGCAGCGGCUGCAGCGGCUGUGGCAGCGGCGGCGGCGGCGGCCGCGGCGGCCAAGCCCUCGGACAGCGGCGGCGGCAGUGGAGGCGGCUCGGGGAGCCCCGGCGCACAGGGCGCCAAGUACCCCGAGCAUGGCAACCCGGCCAUACUACUUAUGGGCUCAGCCAACGGCGGGCCCGUAGUCAAAACUGACUCGCAGCAGCCUCUCGUAUGGCCAGCCUGGGUUUACUGCACUCGCUACUCGGAUCGUCCGUCCUCCGGUCCGCGCACCAGGAAGCUGAAGAAGAAGAAGAGCGAGAAGGAGGACAAGCGUCCGCGGACGGCGUUUACGGCCGAGCAGCUGCAGAGACUCAAGGCGGAGUUCCAGGCAAACCGCUACAUCACGGAACAGCGGCGGCAGACCCUGGCCCAGGAGCUCAGCCUCAACGAGUCCCAGAUCAAGAUCUGGUUCCAGAACAAGCGCGCCAAGAUCAAGAAAGCCACAGGCAUUAAGAACGGCUUGGCGCUGCACCUCAUGGCCCAGGGACUGUACAACCACUCUACCACCACGGUCCAGGACAAAGACGAGAGCGAGUAGCCGCCGCUGGCUGGGCGCGCGCGGUCCGGCCACCGAGCCCGCGCCCCCUCCUGGCACCGCCGCUGCCGCUUCUCCCACCCCGCGCCGAGGGAGAAAGCGCCAACGAGGAGGGAAGCAGCAGGGAAAGGAAAAAGAGACCGGCAGAGAGAGAUCUUCAGAAUGGACAGUCACGAAACGUUUUUGCAAAAGGAGAAAAACUGGACAGGUGCUAUCGAAAAAUAAGAUCUAUUCUCUAUUCACAGUAUAAGGGACGAAACUGCGAACUCCUUAAAGCUCUAUCUAGCCAAACAGCUUACGACCUUGUAUAUAUUUAAUUUCAGGUAAGGAAAAAAAAUAUGUGUAGCGAUCUCUAUUUGCUGGACAUUUUUAUUAAUCUCCUUUAUUAUUAUUGUUAUAAUUAUUAUAAUUAUUAUAAUUAUUUUACCCUCUACUCCGCCUCGCUGCCCCCAGCCCAGUUUCGUUUUCGUUGCCUUUUUCUUUUGAAUGUUACCGCUUCUCGGGUGCCUCCCGCCCCGCAUCGCUGGCCCUCGUUUCUCUGGGACUUCCCUUUGUGUGCGUGAGAGUGUGUUUCCUCGCGUGUCUGCCUCUCGCCUCUACCCCACCUCCCGGAGCCCUUUUGUCCGUCUGUCUGUCCUGCCCCCCCCUUUCGUUUUCCGGAGACUCGUUGAGAAAUACGACCCCACAGACUGCGAGACUGAACCGCCGCUACAAGCCAAAGAUUUUAUUAUGUUCAGAAACCUGUAGUCUGAAAUAAAGUGUACACUGUGCUCACGA